AUGGUCAUUAUUUCCCUCAUUGUGUUGUUUUUUCUCAUCACUACUGCCGUAUCACAUGAGUCUGACUAUCUUACUGCCAAACUGGAUCACUUAACCGAGAACGCCGAGCAACUUACACGGGAUUUUCUCGUCUCUCAACGUAAAUUCAGAUCGAAGAUGCGUUCCCGUCUAAUCAUUCUUCUUCUCGAGCUGAUUUCAACCGAGGUGGAGCUACGUCGACUCGGAAAUCCGGAACUUCUAGAGAAGUUCGAUAGCAUCACUCUGCUCCUACAGAAGGGAAUGCGUGUUAACUAUCCGAAGCUAAGACAACGAAUUUCACUACUUCUCACUCAGUUUAUCGGUUCUACUUUUGCGCCAUUCACUAUAAUGCAAGCUCCGUCAGCGAACGAAGUAGAGCAGGCACUAUUUCCCUUUGAAGCCGUCCCUCAGGGGCGUAACACUUUAAACUUGUCGAUGUUUAACAGGCCGUCGACAAAUCCAGAAGGUUCUCCAGAUAUUGAAACCAGCUCCAACGUACCUCCACCAGAACGCAUCCUUGCAACACGAGAAGCUUCUCGAGAUCCACAACUCUCCUACUUAUCUAUGGAGCUAUAUCCACAAGAUUACGAGUCCUCCUUGACCAGUAAUUAUAAACCAGCUCAACAACGACUACAACUACUUCAGCGUCAAGAACAACUGGCGUCACAGUUGCGUUUGCAACAGCUUCCCCAACAACGACAGUCGUACUAUUGGCUGUCUUACCCUUACUAG
Angiostrongylus costaricensis is the source of this 750-nucleotide messenger RNA. The record is from the annotation of a GenBank genome assembly. NCBI's taxonomy places the organism in Eukaryota, Metazoa, Nematoda, Chromadorea, Rhabditida, Metastrongylidae.